Molecule: messenger RNA, 657 nt
Organism: Aspergillus welwitschiae
Lineage: Eukaryota; Fungi; Ascomycota; Eurotiomycetes; Eurotiales; Aspergillaceae
Exons: 1
Source: RefSeq, a predicted model, not a curated record
UGCACCACCAUCACCCUCCCCUCAACAACCGGCGACCCCGCCGCCACAUUCAAAGACGACCUCGACGCCACCCGCGCCGCCAUCAUCACCGAAACAAUCCACCACGGCCGCAAUGUCGUCCUGAUCGCGCACUCCUACGGCGGCAUGGUCGCCAACAGCGCCAUCAAAGGCUUCACCUCGCCCUCAUCACCCUCAUCCGGCAUCAUCAUCGGCCUAAUCCUCAUAGCCUCCGGCUACACCUUAACGGGCCUCUCCUUCAUGGACCCCUUCCUAGGCCACCCGCCGCCCUCCUGGCGCGCAAACCACACCACCGGGUUCGCCGAGGUAGUCACUUCCCCGCGCGAGCUCUUCUACCAUGACCUCCCCGAGGAAGAAGCCCGGUACUGGGUAUCGCAGCUCAGACCGCAAAGCCUGAAAGCGCUGUUCGAAGGCGGCGAGUACUCGUACGCCGGGUGGAAGGAUGUCCCGAGCUGGUAUAUUGGAACUGGGGAGGAUAAAGGACUGCCGGUACUGAUGCAGAGGGUAGGCGUGGGGAUGGCGAAGGGGAUGUGUCCGGGGUUGAGGGUGGUGUAUAGGGAGGUGGAAGGGGCGAGUCAUUCGGUGUUUUUGAGUCGGGUGGAGGUUGUUGGCGGGUUGGUUUGGGAGGCGCUGGGGGGG